UCGAUGCAAUACGUCACUACCUGGUAUAUCUGACCGGCUUGGUCUACGUGUUUGACGUGUUACAAACAAACAUUAAUGAUUAAUCCGUGGGUGGAGGACAUGAAGGUAUGCUGAAAACAGCGGUAGCUAAAAUGCUGAAGUCAUGUGUGACGUACGACGCGUAGACGUCGGAUUUGAGAAGCAUUUCCGGUCACAUCACGCCAGUGCUACCGCGCCGCUGUGUAAAGUAGGAUCUUGUUUGGAGGCACCGUGUGAGCAGUGACCGAGGAUACAGGAAGUGUAAGUGUUUAUUUGGGAGACAAAACAUCGGAUGACAGUUCCCUUACACUACCAGGAAACCAUGAAAAGCUGUGAAUAUCAACAAAUAGAUCCUCAUGCACUCUCUACACCAACACCUGGACACACAAUAGCUCCUUCUCCGGGUCCUUGCCAGGAAAAGAAGCCCAGCCGGCUCAAGAGGAAAUGGGAAGUGUUUCCGGGAAAGAAUCGCUUUUACUGUGAUGGUCGGAUCAUGGUGGCACGUCAAAGCGGUGUUCUCCCUCUCACCAUGGGGCUCAUCCUCGUCACCAGCGGCUUGUUUUUCGUGUUUGAUUGUCCUUUCUUGGUUGAACACCUGACUGGCUGCAUACCAGUGAUUGGAGGAGUCCUUUUUGUGUUUGUGGUCAUCUCCCUAUUUCAGACCAGCUUCUCGGACCCUGGCAUUCUUCCUAGGGCGACACCUGAGGAGGCAGCUGACAUUGAGAAACAGAUUGAUAACCCCAACGGUUGUACCUCAUCCUAUCGCCCCCCUCCUCGCACCAAGGAGGUCGUUAUCAACCAGCAGGUUGUUAAGCUAAAGUACUGCUUCACCUGCAAGAUCUUCCGGCCGCCACGCACCUCCCACUGCAGCUUAUGUGACAACUGUGUAGAGCGGUUUGACCACCAUUGCCCCUGGGUCGGAAACUGCGUGGGAAAGCGCAACUAUCGCUUCUUCUACAUGUUUAUCGUCUCGCUGUCCUUUCUCACUGCCUUCAUCUUCGGCUGUGUGACUACACACUUGGCUCUGAGGUCACAAGGAGGACACGGGUUGGUUUUUGCACUCCAAGCGAGUCCUGCUAGUGCUAUAGAGUUAGUGGUUUGCUUCUUUUCAGUUUGGUCUAUUUUAGGCCUCUCAGGUUUCCAUACAUACCUGGUUUCUGCUAAUCUCACCACAAAUGAGGAUAUUAAAGGUUCCUGGUCAGGGAAGAGUGGGAAUGAGGAAACUGGGAAUCCUUACAGUCAUAACAACAUUUUAAAAAACUGCUGCUCAGUGCUCUGUGGGCCCAUGCCUCCCAGUUUAAUAGAUAGAAGAGGCUUUGUGCCGUUAGAGAACGUUGUCCACGCGGGUCCCACAGAGAUCGGUUUUCCUGCUGCAAAAAACGACAUCAACAUGUCUCCCCUUCACAUUCAGAGCCACUCGACAGCCUGAGUGAUCACAUGCCUACCCCAAACCAAGCAUCUCCACCUUACCUGGAUGAACCAUAGGAGUCGACUUUUUGUUUUGUUUUUCGGCAUGUGAAACGCUGUUCCUAUUAUUAAAUAUUAAUAUCAAAGUCUCUGGGAUGAGCUUGGACACAAGGUUCAUAUUGGUUGUCCUCACCUCCUUUUUAAUGUGAGGAAUUGCCAAUAAAUUCAGCUGUUGAGCUUGCUUGACUCGAUGUCAUGUGACUCCAUGUCUUUGCAUGUACUUCAGGACUUUGAAAUGCAUUUUCUAAAUGGAAAGAGGAAAUGAAAUCUGUUACUGUAUGCAAAGUUAUGUAUUUGUGAUCCGACUGCUUAUAAUAAGUUGGGUUGCGUUGAUUACUGUAAAGGAAGUACUGUAGGGGCAAUACAGCUGUUACUGUAUCUGAGAUCAUGGUAUUGCACAAACAUGGAAUUUAAAAAAAAAAUGAGCUAGUAGUUUUUAAUCAGUACAUUUUAUAUUGGAACAUUUGUUUACAUCUUAGCUCAGGGUCUUUUGUACAAGUUUGUGGUUGGUUGAUUCACUAGAUGCUGCUUUGUGUUUGGGUUUGUCAAUCACUGUCAAUAUUAACGUUAGUGCAGUAUUAUCUGAUGCUUUUGCUCACAAAAGUCACACUGUUUACAGUAUUGGAGCAUUAAAUCAGUAAUCCUGUAACUGUUUUAUUUUUUAUUAAUUUUUUUUUUUCUCCCAAGAAACUGGUCAGUUUUUAAACCUCAGAACUAAUGCACUAUUGAAAUACUGCCUUACCAACAACUCACGCUGUCUGCUUGACUGCGUCUAUGGCUUUUUAAAUUUUUUUUAUUCCUGACACAGAGUAGCCAUGUUAAUGAAUCCGAAUUGGCCUCCUGUUUACAGUUUGAUCAAGUGCUUAUGAGUGGAGACUAAGAGAUGCGCUUUGCUGUUGAUGUUACUCAAAUCCACAUAGAUGCCUUAUGUUAUAUGAUUGUGUUAGGAAGAGAAAAUCUUUAUUUUAAGCCAUUUGCAUAUAGAGAACAUGCGGUACUAUUUUUAAGAGAACAAUACUAUGUGAUUUGCUGCAAAACAAAGGAUGUCCAGCAUGUUUGUUAUAUUUUAUACGUCUUUCUAGUUCACUAUUGGGUCAUGCUGUCUGUUUGUGUGUCUAUUUUUUUUAAAUCUAUAUUUCACAAAUGUUAAAUAAACUUUUUUUUAAAAAAAGUACAA
This is a messenger RNA of Ictalurus punctatus (channel catfish), 2662 nucleotides long. It is a transcript of the gene zdhhc18b, whose product is annotated as zinc finger DHHC-type palmitoyltransferase 18b. Gene Ontology annotation, biological process: peptidyl-L-cysteine S-palmitoylation; protein targeting to membrane. Gene Ontology annotation, molecular function: protein-cysteine S-palmitoyltransferase activity. The record is from RefSeq and is a predicted model, not a curated record. Lineage: Eukaryota; Metazoa; Chordata; Actinopteri; Siluriformes; Ictaluridae. Bases 311 to 1447 code for a protein of 378 amino acids. The transcript has 9 exons. Gene Ontology annotation, cellular component: endoplasmic reticulum; Golgi apparatus.